GCUGGGAACGGGGCUGGGAGGCGGCCAAGGCGCUGCGGGGCUCCGCGGGCCAUGCCCGCCCCGUGCCCUCCCUCAUGGCCGCCCCGUCUCCCCUCAGGCCGCCAUCGCUCUUCGGCUCCGCUGCAGGUCCUGCUCUUCCUCAACGGCUGGUACUGCGCCACAUAUUUUCUCCUGGAAGCGUUCGUGUUUGUGUACAAAGUGCUGCUCCUGCCCUAUCCCGUCUCCAACUUGGUGCUGGACAUAGUGCUGCUCCUCCUCUACCUCGGCAUUGAGGCCACACGCAUCUUCUUCGGCUCCAAGGGGAACCUGUGCCAGCGGAAGGUGCCGCUGUCCCUCAGCCUGGCACUUACAGUGCCGGCAGCUGUUCUGGCCGUGUACUACCUGCUGCUCCAGACAUAUUCCCUGCGCCUGGAAGCAUUCCUGAGUGCCAUCCUGCUCCUCUUCUAUGGCCUGGAGCUGCUCCUGGGCUUCCUGGCACUACUCUCCUUCUCCAGCACGGAUCCCUACUGAGGGCAGAAGCAUCACCUGUGCCAGCUCCACUUUCCAACCCUGGGAAGGGGGAUGAUCCCACCUUUCCCACCUGCUGCCACCUGGACAGAUCCCUCCCAUGUUUGUUGCUUCUACAUGGACAUAUCUCCCAUUUUUCCUGCUUCCCACUUCACCAGAGACCUGCUGCCACAGGGAUUCGUCCCUCCCUUUUCCCACUUCCCACUUCACUCACUACUCCCUGGACACAUCCCUCCCACCUUUCUCACUCUACACUCCACUUGGACUCCUCAGAGCCUGAGCCAGCUCAAGGUAUGAAGAAUCCUUUUUUUUUUUCCUAUGACUUUCCAGAAUAAUUCACUAUUUUCCAAUAAAUAUUUAUUUUUACCCAGA
Molecule: messenger RNA, 879 nt
Organism: Cyanistes caeruleus (blue tit)
Lineage: Eukaryota; Metazoa; Chordata; Aves; Passeriformes; Paridae
Source: RefSeq, a predicted model, not a curated record